AAAAUGAAGAAUCAGAAUAAAAAAGUUUUUUAAAAAUUGAAGUUAUUUUUCAUGAAUAAAACUUUACUAAAAAACGAGGAAAUGAUAAAAAGUGAUUUGUAUCAAAAAAAAGAGAGCGAAAUAAAGAACCAAAAGUUAAAUGCUGUUACUUGGCACUUAGAUAAAGAAACUAAUUCAAAAUAUUAUAUAAACGAAAGAAAAGAAAACUCUGAAGAUGUUGAAAAAUCAAAAGUAAAGAAAAGGAAAAAAAAAAAAGAAAGAAAAAGUAAACUCAAAGAGAAAGGGGAGUCAGAUGAAAUAAAUGAGUUAAAAGUUUCAGUUUCACAAGUCAGAAAACUUUCAUUCAGCCAAGCAAAUAGUGAUUCUACCAUUAAAUUGCCAGAAAAACAGUCUCAUGAAAAUGAAAAAAAUAUAGAAGGAAAUAAUACAGCAAGAAAGUUGAGUAAAGUCAAUGAGCUGAAUUUUUCUACUUCACAAAAAAAACUUUCAUUAGUUAAAACACAGAGUGACUCAAAUAUUGAGUUAAUUAACUUACAAAACCAAUUUUACAAUGAACAUACUUACAGACAAACGAAACCAGAGAUCAUUGAAAAUGUAAAAGAGGGAUACUCAAAAAGGUCUCAAGUUGAACAUGAUAAGCCAUUAAAUGAAGAUAAAGAACCAAAUUUAAGAUUGUCAAAUGAGUCAUUAAAUAAUAAAUUUGAAAAUUCAAUCUUUCGUAUCGAAAAACUCAGUAUCAACAAUGAAGAAAAGUUUGAUGAAAGUGACGAAGAAAUUAAACGGGCUAUGUCCAGUACAGCAAAUACAAAUCCACCAUCAAAUCGAAGAAAAAGUACUGAUAGAAAAGCUGACAGUACAAUUUCAAAAAGAGAGAUGAGUGUGAUUAAUCGAAGUGACUUUAUGCGUUUUUUUGAAUCUAAUUCUCGAAACAUAUUUCAGUUAGAUAAAGACAGACUAUCAGGAGACCAUAGUGAUUUUAAUUUUGAUAAUGAAUCAAAUAAUCUCAACAAUAUCACAGCUCGUUCUUUGGAUAACAAGAAUGAGUUUAAUUUUGCAGCAUUUGAAAUGCCCUCUAUUACAAAUGAAAAAAUUGAACGAAAAUCUUCUAUUACAAAUGAAAAAGUUAAUGAAAAUCUUCUUGAUGUUGAGAGUAACGAAAAUGACAGAAAUAGUCCUAAAGAAUCAGAUAAAGAAUGUAAUGAUAACAUUAGUUUAACUGGAGAUGAAAAAAUACAGGAGCCACCAGAAAUACAAGAGCCACCACCAAAGCCAAAGUGGCAUCCUCCGUGGCAAUUAAGCCAAGAAAUUAUAGCACACACUGAUGCUAUACCUGUAUUGCAAAUUGACCCGUCAAAUAGAUGGUUUGCAACAGGUUCAUCAGAUAAAACAGUCAGGAUAUGGGAUAUUAAUGAUGGUGGACAAAAACUUGUUAUAAAUGCUCACAAACAAAGUAUCCGUGCUAUGACUUUUGGUUUGGCAGGUCAUAGACAACUUUUUACAACAGCUGAUGAUCGACAACUAUUGUGUCAUGAUAUUGAAGUUAAUCGGAUUGUGUCGCAAUAUAAAGGUCAAUCAGCUGUCAUUUAUGCAAUGUGCACAUACCAGCCAUCUCAAUUACUAAUAACAGCUGCACGCGAUAAAGUCCUGAAAAUAUAUGAUACUCGAUCAACAAAGUGCAUCAAAACUCUACGUGGGCAUCAAAAUACAGUAUCAUGUGUAAUAGUAAACGAACAAACAAAGCAGAUUAUUAGUGGAAGUCAUGAUGGCACGCUCAGGCUAUGGGAUGUUGGCGAAGGAAAAUGUACUGGAUUGCUUCAAGGUCAUUCAAAAAGUGUAAGAGGAGUUACAACACACCCAGACGGAGACAAAAUUGUGUCUGCAUCAACUGAACGCAUUCUUGCAUGGAAUCUACCAUCGGGUGAGUGUUUUCAAGAAAUCAUUGCGGAAAACAUCGCAAUUAAUUCCGUAACUAUAAAUCAUUUAGGAGUGACUGUUGCUGGAGGAUCCAACGGUGUUAUUAAUAUAUGGGACUUUAAAUCGGGACAUAUGUUUCAAAAGAUUAACCGUACCAAAGUAUAUGAAUCGCAAGAAAUUCCUAUCUGUGUGUUCACCACAAAAUUUGAUCACACGGGAACCAAACUAAUAUGCUCGGACGCAUGCAAUGUUGUCAAAAUUUACAAAGAGGCGUAUACUAAGGUUAGCAGACGUUAUCAUUUCAGACAAGCCAGUGAAUUCACAGACACUCAUGCACAAAGAGCUCAAUCAAACACUUUUUUAUAAUUUUAUUUUUUAGAAAACAAAUUAUUUA
Molecule: messenger RNA, 2308 nt
Organism: Hydra vulgaris (swiftwater hydra)
Lineage: Eukaryota; Metazoa; Cnidaria; Hydrozoa; Anthoathecata; Hydridae
Biological process (GO): mRNA splicing, via spliceosome
Cellular component (GO): catalytic step 2 spliceosome; Prp19 complex; precatalytic spliceosome
Molecular function (GO): protein binding
Source: RefSeq, a predicted model, not a curated record